AUGGCUGACUCCUCGACAUCACCAAUAUCGCAACCUUCAGUGAUGAAUGUCGAUCAACUAAAUGCGCAACCAUUGCCAAGGCAACCCCAGCCGCCAUACUAUUCAACACAGUCACAAUUACCCGCGCCGCCAACGAUGGCAGAAGUUCAACCGCCGCCCCCAGGAUUGUCACCACGUCCCAUAGAUUUUAGUACCCAGCAAAGUUACGAUCUGACACCUCCUCCACAGUACCGAACGCCUGCUCCCUCAAUGACACAAGCCAUUGGACCCGUAAAGGAAGGAUCUGCUCCUACCAAAACUGACAUAACAUCACUACCACCAAUCCCUUCUCAAGUCACUAUACCUAAAAAGCCUCCACAAAUGAAAAAAUCAACACAACCUCUUCAUUUACUUCUUUUGGAAUGCUGUAAAGAGUAUAUCACUGGAAAUCUGGCGACAAAAUCUGAAGAAGAUAUUAAAGAGUUGUUAAACGAUCGAAAGAAAUUACAUGCUGAUUUACAACUCUAUUGUACCGAUGUUGUUCUAACAUCAGCAAGGGAUCGAAUUUUGAACGAAUUAGAUGAAAGAGGAAAAGAAGCUUUGAAAGAUAUUAGUCCUGAUUCGGAGAUAAUAAAAUUAAGAUUUGAAGAAGCUGCUGCAUUACAUAAAAACUUUACUGAUGCUGUUGAAGAACUUAAAUUGAAGAGUACCGGCCCAGAUGAAGUUAUGCAAGAUACCCCUUCUACUGAGGAUAGUGAUGCUAAUAAACCAUCUGAACCUCUUGCCCAAGUUUUUCGUCUGUGGGAACAGAUCAAUAAAAACGAUGUCAUGGAUAAUCUCCAUGCAGCACACAUGGACCAAUCUCGUAAUAGAGGUAGAGGUCAAAAUCGUGGAGGUUACUGGCAACAACGAGGUGCACCAAGGCAUGCUCCUUAUCAAAAUCAAGCUCAGGGCCAACGUCGACGUGACUGGGGCGCACGUGAUGACCGGGAUUAUAGAGAACGUCGUGGAGAUGAGCAUUAUAAUAGAGAUCGUCGUGAUGAAUAUCCCCGUAGGGAUUAUGAUCGUAGACAAGAUUUUCGUGGUCCUCCUACCCCUUCUCCAACUUUUAAUCGUGAAAGACCGCAAAUGGGUAGACGUGAUGAUUCGUAUCAUCGAAAUUACGAUGAUAGAAGAAGAGAUUCAUAUGAUAGGAGGCCUGAUGAUAAUAGGCAUCCUCGAGAUCAUCGAGGUCCACCGCUUCCUUUAACGAUAGGCCCUCCAAAACCUUCACCAUCGAUUUAUGAAGCCCCACCGAUGCCUCCUAUGCCACCUAACGUUCCCAACCCAUCUAUUCAAUCACCACAACAAGGAUAUGACUAUGCCUCUUAUUCAACUGAUCAACAAUAUUCUUCUGUUUAUCCUGGUUAUUUCCCUCAAUAUCCUCAAGAUUCCUCAGCAAAUGGCCAGAGUUAUCAAUACUCUACUGUAUCUACAUCAGCUGGCUGGGAUACGCAAACUAAUCCAUUGCAGUCCGUUCCAAUACAAUUAGCUUCUUUCAAUUGGAAUCAGCCAGGGAGACAUACUGCAAUACCUUUGCCAACUGAUUUUAUGUCUGGUCCUAGCAAUGCGCCUCGACUAUCGAUGCCUGAACCACAUGAUGUACUCGGUGUUAUUAAAGGUGUGAUUAUACGUGAUGCACAAGGCAACAUUGGAUUAAGCCAGUACCAAUUUAGCAGUUCUAUGUGA
Molecule: messenger RNA, 1707 nt
Organism: Cetraspora pellucida
Lineage: Eukaryota; Fungi; Glomeromycota; Glomeromycetes; Diversisporales; Gigasporaceae
Source: the annotation of a GenBank genome assembly